AUGAUCCACCACAUCAACAUCCAGAUUACCGACCGGGAACGGACGCGGGAAUGGUACGAGCGGGUGCUGGGCGCCGAGUUUCUGGACCGGGGCCCGGCAUUGAACCGCCGGCAGCUCCAGUUGCGGUUGGGGACCGGAGAAAUCCACACCUCCGACACGGAAGACCUGGUCAAAGUACCCCGAGUCCACUUUGCCAUUGAGGUUGAGGACUUCGACUCUAUGCUGGCCCACCUGGAUUCCCAGGGUGUGCCCUACAGCAGAACGGGUGGCGGCGCAUUCACCGGUACGGGCGGCGACGAUCCCCGGCAGGGAACCAGGGAAGACACCGGUGAGCGCUACACCUACAUCAGCGACCCCGAUGAAAACCUCAUCGAGUUGGUGUACCACGCCGGGGGACUGGAAAACUCUUCGGGAGAGGCCGUAGAUUUGACCCACGACACAGGCAACGUCCGCUGGACCCAGAUAGAGGGAUUCGUUGAAGCCGCCUACGCCGAGGAGCAGGUUACUGUUAGCUAG
Geodia barretti is the source of this 516-nucleotide messenger RNA. NCBI's taxonomy places the organism in Eukaryota, Metazoa, Porifera, Demospongiae, Tetractinellida, Geodiidae. The record is from the annotation of a GenBank genome assembly.